AUUCCGAUAGCCGUUCGGCCAGGACCCGCGCAGCGCCAGUGGCUCCGCGAGUCGGCCCCCGCCUCCACCCUCGCUCAAGCUUAGAGCCACCCCCAGCCUGAGAAGCCAGAGACGGAGCUGGAGCGGCUGCCUCAUCCCGGCCCAGCUUCCCCCAGCAUCCCUUUCCCCAGCUGGACAUCUGGACUCUGGGCCCCGCACCGGCAGGGUUCCGGAAACCCUCCCCGCCCAGCUCGGCGGGCUGGGCCCCGCGCCACCCUCCUUCCAGAGCCCCCCGCCCUUCUCCAGACCAGACUUCCGCCCACCCCUGGACACCCCCUCUCUGUUCCCUCCCUCCCCUUCUUCCCAAGCCUGGACCGGGGUAGGAGGGAGGGGGGGUGUGCGCCUUGCGCCGUCCCCGCCCCGCCCCCCGUGAUUCCCCCUGCAUGGCCGGCCCGGGUGGGGGACGCGGGGGGCCCCGGGCGCCAUGCGGGGGGGGCACAAGGGGGGUCGCUGUGCCUGUCCCCAUGUGAUCCGAAAAGUGCUGGCAAAAUGCGGCUGCUGCUUCUCCAGGGGGGGACGUGAAUCCUAUUCUAUUGCUGGCAGUGAGGGGAGUAUCUCAGCUUCUGCUGCCUCGGGUCUGGCUGCUCUCUCUGGCCCCAGCUCUGGCCUCAACUCUGGCCCCUGUUCCCCGGGCCCCCCAGGGUCUGUCAGUGGCCUAAGGAGAUGGUUGGAGCAUUCUAAACAUUGUCUCAGUGUGGAAACUGAGGCAGAUGGUGGUCAGGCAGGACCGUAUGAGAACUGGACACUGGAGCCCGCUCUAGCCACAGGAGAGGAGCUUCCAGAGCUGACCCUGCUGACUACGUUGUUAGAGAGUCCUGGAGCUAAGACUCAGCAAGCUGAUGAGGAGACUGCUUCCCAGGCUCCCGAGAGUGAGGAAGAACAGAAAAAGAAGGCUCUGGAAAGGAGUAUGUAUGUCCUGAGUGAACUGGUGGAGACAGAGAAAAUGUAUGUGGACGAUUUGGGGCAGGUUGUGGAGGGUUAUAUGGCCACCAUGGCUGAUCGAGGGGUCCCCGAGAGUCUUAGAGGCCGUGACAGGAUUGUGUUUGGAAACAUCCAGCAAAUCUAUGAGUGGCACAGAGACUAUUUCCUGCAGGAGCUACAGAAGUGUUUGAAGGAUCCUGAUUGGCUUGCUCAACUGUUCAUCAAACAUGAGCGUCGGUUGCACAUGUAUGUGGUAUACUGUCAGAACAAGCCCAAAUCAGAGCACGUGGUGUCAGAGUUUGGGGAUAGCUACUUUGAGGAGCUUCGGCAACAGCUGGGGCACCGCCUGCAGCUCAACGACCUCCUCAUCAAACCCGUGCAGAGGAUCAUGAAAUAUCAGCUGCUGCUCAAGGAUUUUCUCAAGUAUUAUAGCAGAGCUGGGAUGGACACUGAAGAUCUGGAGCGAGCUGUGGAGGUCAUGUGCUUCGUGCCCAAGCGCUGCAAUGACAUGAUGACUCUAGGGAGACUUCGGGGCUUUGAGGGCAAAUUGACUGCUCAGGGAAAGCUCUUGGGUCAGGACACGUUCUUAGUCACAGAGCCAGAGGCUGGGGGGCUGCUCGCUUCCCGGGGGCGAGAGAGACGUGUCUUUCUCUUUGAGCAAAUAGUCAUUUUCAGCGAAGCCCUGGGCGGAGGAGUACGAGGUGGAACGCAGCCCGGAUAUGUGUAUAAGAGCAGCAUCAAGGUUAGCUGCCUCGGAUUAGAAGGGAACCUUCAAGGUGACACUUGCCGCUUUGCACUGACCUCCAGAGGGCCAGAGGGUGGGAUCCAACGCUAUGUCCUGCAGGCCACAGACCCAGCAGUCAGCCAGGCCUGGAUCAAGCAAGUGGCCCAGAUCCUGGAGAGCCAACGAGACUUCCUCAACGCCUUGCAGUCGCCCAUUGAAUACCAGAGACGGGAAAGCCAGACCAAUAGCCUAGGGCGGCCAGGAGGGCCCGGAGUGGGGAGCCCUGGGAGACUUAGGCCUGGAGACCGGGCCCAGGCCAGGACACACACCCCUAUCAAUGGUUCUCUUCCCUCCCUGCUGCUGUUGCCUGAAAGGGAGGUGGUCAGAGCCCCUCUGCCCCUGGACUCACAGACCCCCGGUGAUAUCCCCCAGGCUCCUCGUGAUUCACCUCCAGUCCCUCCAAUUCUGAACACCCCUCCCUGCCAGGCCAGACUUGCCAAGCUGGAUGAAGAUGAGCUGUAACUUAGAACUGGUGAAGGCCAUGAGGGUGGUGCUGACUCACCCCCUCUAUUCCUGAAGGAACUUUGGGAUAACCCCUCUGGCACCACCCUGGAAUUCCUCCCCUCUUGGAAUAUCUGGAGGGUGGGCAAGGCUGGGGGUGGUCUCACCUUGGAGAAAGGUAGCUACACCCAAAAGGACUUCUUUCUGCCCAAGGAGCACAGGUUUCUUCCAUUCUCACCCCUAGCAUGCAUCACAAAUCCCCUCAAAAGGAGGAUAUGUGGGUGGAUGGGAGGGCUGAAGCACGGGCCAGAUAGAAAUUACUGAUUUUGGUUUUGAUCUUGUUUUUCUGUUUUCUGCGAAUAAAGGUUUUGUUAUA
Molecule: messenger RNA, 2561 nt
Organism: Elephantulus edwardii (Cape elephant shrew)
Lineage: Eukaryota; Metazoa; Chordata; Mammalia; Macroscelidea; Macroscelididae
Gene: ARHGEF25
Product: Rho guanine nucleotide exchange factor (GEF) 25
Exons: 15
Coding region: 464-2206 (580 amino acids)
Biological process (GO): axon guidance
Cellular component (GO): cytoplasm; plasma membrane
Molecular function (GO): guanyl-nucleotide exchange factor activity
Source: RefSeq, a predicted model, not a curated record